AGUGAGACGAGCCUCCGGUGACGUCACUCCUCUGUGCUGUGGCCGUCGGGACUCUGAGGGUUAAAAACUACAAUAAAAGGCUGAAAACUACAACACGAUGAGCGGGCUGCACUACCUGGAGCUCUGCGAGGCGCCGGUGCAGUUUGAGAACGCGACCAGCGUCAACAACGUGUUCUUCGACGAGGCCAACAAGCAGGUGUUUGCGGUGCGUUCAGGGGGAGCCACAGGUGUGGUGGUCAAAGGCCCGGAGGACAAGAGCAGCGUUGCCUUCAGGAUGGACGAUAAAGGAGAAGUCAAGUGCAUCAAGUUCUCCAUCGGAAACAAGAUCUUGGCCGUUCAGAGGACUUUGAAAUCUGUGGAUUUCAUCAACUUCAUACCCGACUAUCCGCACACAGAGUUCACGCAGGAAUGCAAAACGAAGAACGCGAGUGUUUUGGGAUUCUGUUGGACCAACUGGAAUGAGAUCGUCUUCAUCACCGACCAGGGAAUAGAGUUCUACCAGGUGUUUCCAGACAAACGCAGCCUGAAGCAGCUGAAGAGUCAGAGCAUCAACGUGAACUGGUACCAGUACUGUCCGGAGACGGCCGUCAUCCUGCUGUCCACCACCGUGCAGGGGAACGUCCUGCAGCCGUUCAUCUUCAAGAAUGGGACCAUGUCCAAGAUGUCCAAGUUCGAGAUCGAGCUGCCGGUCGUCCCCAAACCGGCCAAACUCAGCCUAUCGGAGAGGGACAUCGCCAUGGCAACCAUUUAUGGUCAGCUGUUUGUGAUGUAUCUGAAGCAUCACUCAAGAACAGCCAACAGUCCCAGUGCAGAAGUGGUGCUGUAUCACUUACCAAGGGAGGGUGCGUGUAAGAAGACUCACGUGUUGAAGCUGAACACGACGGGGAAGUUUGCUCUGAACAUCGUCGACAACCUGGUGGUCGUUCAUCACCAGAGCUCUCAGACGUCUCUGAUCUUUGACAUCAAGCUGAAGGAUCCAGAUCUUGCCGUCAACACACACCAACCUGUUCUUCCUGCUCGCUCCAUCCACCCCUACAGGAUACCACUGGCAGUUCCAGCAGUCGUUCCCUCUCAGCCUCCAGUUCCAUGUCAGCUCUACUCUUCAUCAUGGAGCGUCUUCCAACCCGACAUCAUCAUCAGUGCCAGUGAAGGUUACCUGUGGUACCUUCAGGUGAAGUUGCCUCCGACCGUCAACCUGCUGCAGGACAAAGGAAAACUGAUGGACUUCCUGUUACGACGGAGAGACUGCAAGAUGGUCAUCCUGUCUGUCUGCUCACAGAUCCUGGAGGGCGGAGAGAAGGGAAGUCUUCCUGUCGUGGCGACCGUGUUCGACAAACUCAACCAGGUGUAUAAAGAAUACCUGGAGGCCGAGCAGACCUACACUGUGGCGAUGGAGUCCGGUCCGAGUCGAUGCAGCGCGGCUCAGAAGCGUCCAAUCAGAACUCAGGCUGUCGUCGACCAAUCAGACAUGUACACACACGUCCUGUCAUCGUUCACAGAGAGGAAGGGCGUCUCCCAUAAGUUCGUCAUCGCGGUGCUGAUGGAGUACAUCCGCUCUCUCAACCAGUUCCAGAUCACCGUUCAGCAUUACCUGUAUGAGUUGGUGAUAAAGACGCUGGUGCAGCACAACCUGUUCUACAUGCUGCACCAGUUCCUCCAGUACCACGUCCUCAGCGACUCCAAACCACUGGCGUGUUUACUUCUGUCUCUGGAGAGCACGUAUCCUCCUGCUCACCAGCUGUCACUGGACAUGUUGAAGCGUCUGUCCACGGCCAACGAUGAGAUCGUGGAGGUUCUUCUGUCCAAGCAGCAGGUUCUGGGAGCGCUCCGGUUCAUCCGCAGUGUCGGCGGCCAUGACAACGUGUCCUCCAGGAAGUUCCUGGACGCGGCGCGGCAGACCGGAGACCAGAUGUUGUUCUUCACCGUGUUCAGGUCCUUCCAGCAGAGGAACCAGAGGCUCAGAGGAAGUCCAGGGUUCAACCCCGGGGAGCACUGUGAGGAGCAUGUGGUUCACUUUAAGCAGCUGUUUGGGGAUCAGGCUCUGAUGAAACCGUCGACCGUCUGAACCCGAAAACAAACAAACCAACUGAUAACUGAAGUCAGCGGACGGAGACCAUGAAGAACCACCACGGGGUCAUCAUCAUCAUCAUCGUCAUCAUCGUCAUCGUCACGGGUUAAAGACAGUCAAAUAAACAUCACAUGCUGGUUACUCUGUGACACGGUAACACCUGAUCCAGGUCUCUGAGGCCUCAUGCAGCGGGUCACUAGGAAGAAAAACAAAACCAUACAAUAAAUAAUAAAGCAUAACUGUCAUUACACACAUAUAUAUAUUUUAAAAUGUUGGAGUUUAAAAGAUCUGAUGAAGAAGUAUCAGCCAAUAAUAACCUAAAGGAACAUUUAGAAUCUUGGAUUGAAGGUUCAGCAUAAAUAUCUGCACUUAAAGGUCAGAAUAUUUUUUUUUUCAGCAGAUUCAUGUCAAUUGAGAGUUUUUUGCAACUUAAACUGAAGUAUAUGGUUAAUAAAAAACAAACUGCAGAAUUCAAAUAUUUAAAAAAAUAGUUUUUUGGAUGAGAGACAGAGAAACUGGUGAUAUAUUCCCAGGAAGUAUUAAUAAUUAAAUAUAAUAGUAAUGAUAAUAAAGUGCUUAUUGGUGAAACCUAUCAUAUGUUCAUUACAAUGGAACAUUUAAAUCACAAAAUAUUAAGACUUUAAAACUUAAUUUUCAAAAAUGUUUCAUAUUUAGACUCUUAAAGUAUAUAAACUUUAUUCUCAGAAUAUUUAAACUGCAUUUCCUAAAUGUCCGUUUAGGAGUUAAAUAAAGUAUGGUUAAAGGUGCAAAGCUCCACAUUGUUUGCAUUUCUAUUGCUUUUAAUCACGUUCUCUAAAAGGUACGCGGCCGUCUGUGAACAGAGACGCUCUGCUCUGAUCGACAUUACUCCUCUAUAUCUUUACAUUUAUAAUAACUGCUUACUGUCAUAUUAAUACUCUGAAUGUUGAAUUGAGCACCUCUAAUGUUUUGGUAGAAAUGUUCCUGCCCUGCUGCAUGUCUGCUGGUUUCUUCUCUGUGCUUCUAUAAGUUAUCAGAAACCUGGAACGUUAAUCAAUUUAAAACAGGAAGACCAAUAAACUCUGUUAGGUCAGGUGAUGCGUCACCUUUGGUUGGCCGGACCACAAACUGUAUGAUGGGAUGUUUUUGUACAUAAGAAAUGAAUAAUGUGUUUAUUUUCUAUGAUAAAGAAUUAAUUAUUGUGUAACUAACAGUUGCCUUUUGUUCAUUUUGUUUUUAAAUCAAAAAAAGCACUGAACUGUAUAAAAAAUGUUUAAAUCAUCUGUUGAAUAAUACUAUAUAUAUAUAAAUAUAUAUGUGUCAGCAUAUUUUAAAUGAACCUGUUUAAAUGUGUACAGCUAAUAAAGGA
Molecule: messenger RNA, 3416 nt
Organism: Anoplopoma fimbria (sablefish)
Lineage: Eukaryota; Metazoa; Chordata; Actinopteri; Perciformes; Anoplopomatidae
Gene: rmc1
Product: regulator of MON1-CCZ1
Exons: 21
Coding region: 98-2065 (655 amino acids)
Biological process (GO): regulation of autophagy
Cellular component (GO): lysosomal membrane; Mon1-Ccz1 complex; late endosome membrane
Source: RefSeq, a predicted model, not a curated record